AUGGAAAAGACACGAGACGAUACUCACGAUGAAGAACAGCCUACCGAUAAGGUCCAAAGGGAGUCGAGUGACGGGAUAUCAGAGCUCGUCAGCACAGAAAAAGGUGCGUCUAUAGGCUUCGAAGAUGACAACGAGAACAAUCAGGAAGUGAUUGAUCUAGCCUUACCAACCCGAUCCUUGAGCGAAGAGCCGUCAAGUGGAAGGACCGGCUCUUCUAGACUCGACUUCAGAGAUCGUAUCUCGUCUACAUCUUCUGAGCCCGACAAAGCACCUACUCGCACGAGAAAGAGACGCUUUGAGCUGUUCGCAUCCAGUACAAACCCCAUUGUCGAGCCUGAACUCAGCGAAUUGAGUGACGGUACACGUCCACGCAGGCUGCGUGACCUUGUCCAAAAGAGACGCAGAGAGAAGGAAGAGCGGGACGCUGCAAGAAAAAAGGCCAGAUAUAAUCUACGCCCACGUCAACAGCAAGAAAGCUACAGCAAGGAUCCCCUCUCCUCUAGAGGCAAUGUUUCGGCUGUCAAUCUCGCGUCCGAGGUUGACAGUGAGACUGAAGAGGCACAGGCGCGCCGAAUUACGAGGUCCAUGACAUCCAGACAGUCAGUAAAGAGGCCGAUUCCACGUUUCAAAGCGGCCAGAAAGUCCGCAUGGCCAUUGAUUCCCAAGGAUGAUACCUAUAGAAGAAGGUCUCCUCGUCAGAUCGUUCAAGUUGUCGUUCCUAAAAUCAUCGACAGAUCUACUUGGGGGUCCCUNCCGUCAUCGGCUUCUUCGCGUCAGAUUGAGCGCAGACANAUCACCAGGUAUGAAAAAGAUCCGGCCACAUUAUUGGAAAGUGAAAAGCAGACGGAGCCAGCUCUUGCAGGCAAAGGCAUGAAACGCAUGGAUCCGAGUAACGACGACAAGGAAAAGAAGCAGGAACUGCCAUUCGUUCUGAUCGAGUGA
This is a messenger RNA of Aureobasidium musti, 942 nucleotides long. Lineage: Eukaryota; Fungi; Ascomycota; Dothideomycetes; Dothideales; Saccotheciaceae. The record is from the annotation of a GenBank genome assembly.